UUUCCCCCUCUCAUUGUCCCUGUCCUGGAAAAUUUGAGGGCCAUUUUUCUUCCUCGAAAAAAAGGCAUCACCUGAGCUGUUUAUUGAAGUUUUUGUGAAACCGUUUUAGAUCCCAAUGAGCCUGAGUGGUUUUGGGGGAGUCUGUGGAUAUCCUCUGGGGAAAGAAGGGCAAGCACCUCACCCUGGAUGUAUCAUCAGGACAGACCGCCUGCAAUGGUAGAUGAUGUCAGCCAAGAGGUCAUGCCAGGGAGCCCUGAGAACAUCCCCCUGGGAGAGUGCCACGCUCUCCCAGUCCAGGGACCAGCUCACACCCCGAGCCGCACUGCGAGCACCGUGUUCAGCCUAUCCCGCAGUGAGUCUGUCUGGACUACAGAGAACUCCCCCAAGAAGUCUGAAGUCUUUUGGUUCCCCAUCCACCUCAUGUCCACCGGGGGCAGCUUCCUGGCAUGUGGCAUCAUCAUCAGUGGCCUGUACUUUGCCGGCCACUGCCGGAAAGUCACCAACAUCCUGGGACCGGCCCUGCUGUCCAUUGGAUUGAUGGUUUUUGUGGUGGGCGUGGUCCUGAUUCCUAACAAAGAGAACAGGAAGCGGUCUAAGAUGAAGAAGCCCGUCAGUUACUACAGGCCUCCGGCAUUCAAUCUGUGAUGACGCUUUCAACAAAACUUUAUGUUUGGACGUAAUUCAAAAGAAACUUGAAGAACGCACUGAAAUGAAGUCAAUAAUUUCAGCUCUGUGGAAAAUAAUUAUUAAAAGGCUGUGUGGUAA
Molecule: messenger RNA, 765 nt
Organism: Archocentrus centrarchus (flier cichlid)
Lineage: Eukaryota; Metazoa; Chordata; Actinopteri; Cichliformes; Cichlidae
Gene: pirt
Product: phosphoinositide interacting regulator of transient receptor potential channels
Biological process (GO): positive regulation of cation channel activity
Cellular component (GO): plasma membrane
Molecular function (GO): phosphatidylinositol bisphosphate binding; transmembrane transporter binding
Source: RefSeq, a predicted model, not a curated record